CGCCCACCUGGACCACCAACGAUCAGUCGUCAGAGACUGAACCCGAAACAUGACUAUCGAACAAAAGUCGAGCGAGCCGCAUCAAGCACAGGCAGACCCUGGCAACGCCGCCAUCCACGAUGCACUCGCGGCGCUCAUGGACGAGCAGCCUUCCCUCGGCCAGAAAAAGCUCUGGCAGCUCCUCUGUAAGCGUCAUCCGGACUGGAAAGUUGGCCAAGCGCGCGCCGAGCGACUCGUCAAGGAGAUCAGAGCGGAGCGGGUCCCGGCUGCGUCCGGCUCUGCGUCGAAUGGAUCGAAUGGGGCUUCUUCUGGCACGGUAGAGGGAGGAGAGGGCCAAACGGCGGAAACGGGCCACAUCUAUCCGUCAUGGGAGUUGAACAAGGCGCUGGAUCUGCGCGAUAUGCUGGGAGCAGAGGGGAGCGUGAAGGUGCAGACGUUCACCAAGACAAAAGGCAAAGGUCUCGUCGCGACGCGGCGGAUCAAGGAGGGCGAGGUUGUGUGGAGAGAGGAACCGUGGGUGUUGGCUGCUCGAGGGCUAGAACCAGGUUCCGACCCAUCCGAAUCUUCACUGCUCAAGCUCCAAGAUUCGGGGGCAGCAUGCACCCACUGCGGCGCCUGGACGCCUGGCGAGCCGGGGAAGAACCUCGCCCCAUGCCCAUCCCAAAAACGCGCGUUAUUCGAGUCCAACGUCAAGCCGUGCCGUGCACGCUUCUGCAAGGGCGGGCGGUGUCUCGAAUACGUCAAAGGCCCGCACCGGCUGCUCUGCAUCGCGGACAAUCCGGCAUGUGCACCGCUGCUCGAGCUCGUGCGCAAGGAGAACAAGAUGGCGUUACAUACGGUCGCGCGGAGCACCGCGAAACUUAUAUUUGCGGAUAAGGGUGGGGGGAGUAAGGGAAAGGAAAAGGACAUGGCAGUGUGGAAUGGGCUCGCGGCGCUGGAUGCGAAAGUGCAGGAGCAGUAUAAGGCACAGAGCGUCGAGUCAUCAGGACAUCAGCUCGACUUUGGGCAAGACAGCACAGAGAGUGCGCCCGAGUCGGAGUGGACAGAGAUGUACAAGCUGUAUAUCCAGACGUUCAAAAAGCCCCCUUCUGCUGCACAACGUACGAAACUCGCCGAUGUACUCAAGAAAGGCAUUCCUUCCGAAGUGGAGUUUCUGUUCGAGUACGACCAGUUCCUCAUCUCGCUGGGGAAGAUGAACCUCAACAUGGAGGGCCAAUGCGGCCUCUACGAGCUGCAUUCGCACCUCAACCACCACUGCCGGCCUAACCUUAAAGUCAAGCACCCGGACAUGCACCGCUUCGCGUAUAUUUCCGUCGUCGCCGAGCGUGACAUACAGCCGGGCGAGGAGCUGUCGAUCUCGUAUGUCGCGCCGGGGAUGUCGCUUGAGGCGCGCAGGCGCGAGCUGCGCAAGUGGGGGUUUGGGGAGUGUCGAUGUAGUGCGUGCGUCAAGGAGGCGAAGAAGCGGAGAGAAGAGGAGAGAAACAAUACGGAGGGUGCGGGAGGUGCGGUUGAGGAGGUGGUGGAGGAUGAUAUGCCAACGCCGAAGGCAGGGAACCAGAAGCUCAAUGCUGAUGAGUUCGCGUCAAUGUUUGGUGUUGAUGCUAUCGAGCUGUAAUAACUGGUGACAUUGACGACUAUAUACAUGACUCGAAAAAUGUAUCGGGUACCCGUCGAUCUUGCGGAAGGGUCGUAUCUGGAGGCCAAGAUGGUACAACCAGACUUAUCAAUGGG
Molecule: messenger RNA, 1731 nt
Organism: Coniophora puteana RWD-64-598 SS2
Lineage: Eukaryota; Fungi; Basidiomycota; Agaricomycetes; Boletales; Coniophoraceae
Product: SET domain-containing protein
Exons: 4
Coding region: 50-1615 (521 amino acids)
Molecular function (GO): protein binding
Source: RefSeq, a predicted model, not a curated record